AUGUUAAUUCCUACAUUUCUCAGAAUUGCUAUCUCCUUGGCUCUGUUUCGGCCCCUCCUAGCUCAAUCUAUCCCAAGUCUCUCUAGACGAGCACUGACAGAGCUCGAAGAAGGAAACGCCCUUACCCCCACUAGGAGACAUCGUCGUAGUGUAGAUGCGAGUCAUCGGAUUUCCCGAAGGACCCCACUCUUGAAUGGCGCUCUCGGAAACCUCCUCAAUGAUAUUCUCAACACCUUUGGGCAAGGCGUGCCUAACGGCUGCAGUGGGAAAGAAAUGAAAUAUACCGAAGGUCAAGGCUCAUUCGAUAAAGAUUCAAUUGCUCAACGCUUCGACAUAUACCAUAAUGCUUGGGGCUCCCAGGCCGCGACCCCUGAUAGUUUUCAAACCACCAAAUGUCAUCGAUAUGAUCACAUCUUGGGAAUUACCGUCUGGAGCACAGCCUACGAUUGGAAACCUGUGGAUGAUUCCAAGAAAAAUCAAGUAAAGUCUUAUUGCAAUGCUGGGUGGGCAGGUACUCCCGUGCAGAUUAGUGCGUUAAAAAAGUUUGAGACCACAUGGAAAUGGUCGUACGAAGAUGCCAGUCAGGAUCUAGUCUCCGAUGUGUCAUAUGAUAUCUUCACAUCUAAAAGCAAAGACUGCUCGGGUCAAGCUGGAGGUUGUGCAACUCAUGAAGUGAUGAUCUGGCUCUCAGCUCGCGGUGGUGCUUUGCCCGCGGGUUCGAAGGUUGAUGACAAAACUAUCACAGUAGAGGGCGGUUAUACCUUUAGCGUCUAUAAGGGUGAGGUCGGUGGAAUACCGGUGAUCUCCCUCGUACCUUCACCUGCCGACAAGGAAUACACAAAUUUUUCGGCGAAUUUAAUUCCCUUGAUGGGUGACCUUGCUGCAUAUGGACUCGAGGCAGAUGAGUAUAUAUCGACAAUUGGCGCUGGUACAGAACCUUUCAUGGGAAAAGCAAAGCUUGUGACGGAGCAAUACAGCCUGCUGAUAAAUUGA
Molecule: messenger RNA, 993 nt
Organism: Melampsora larici-populina 98AG31
Lineage: Eukaryota; Fungi; Basidiomycota; Pucciniomycetes; Pucciniales; Melampsoraceae
Product: endoglucanase
Exons: 7
Coding region: 1-993 (330 amino acids)
Biological process (GO): polysaccharide catabolic process
Molecular function (GO): cellulase activity
Source: RefSeq, a predicted model, not a curated record